CACAGCGAUGCCAGCACAAGAAGGCCUUCACUCCUAGAUCAACUCCCACCUCCACCACCAAGCCAUCCCUCCCUCUUGAGUUCCUAGACUCGAGAUACUUUGUGCCUAUCACCUAGCACGAAAAUUAACACUUAGCCGCAGACGUUGCGGUUGGAGAAACGCCCGCACCGACCCCCCUCUCUUCAUAGCCAGAACCUUCUCUCGCAGACUGCAUCUUUACCUCUCGGUAGGCGCAUCUCUCUAUCUUAUCUUGACCUCACCGCUCACUAGUACUAGACUCAAGAUACCCCACAAGCCCAAAAUCCAACUUCCCCCUUCACAGUCUCCGUAGGCGCAGUCACGUACUACCCCUCAUCAAAAAUAGAGACAGCCCCGAUUACGACAGAACCAAACCCAGACAAACACAAAAUACUUAUACCAUCUUGAGACCUCUCCAGAGAGGUCAUACGGCUGCAUCGAAUUGAAGGGAUACGGUUAUCAAAACUCGAAAAGGCUCGCGCAGAUUAAGCUUGUGAAGCUUGAUCCAAGUACGUCCUGAUACGAUGUCUUCCUCCUCUGGCACCCCGGAGUCUUGGAUCUCCUCUUUCUGUUCACUCCUCGGCCACGAAUACUUUGCAGAGAUAUCAGAGGACUUUAUAGAAGAUGACUUCAACUUGACGGGGCUGCAGACCCAGGUCGCCAUGUACAAGGAGGCGUUAGAGGUAGGACGCAACAAUAAUCUGACUAGUCCUCGCGCUAAUUUCCUCAGAUGAUUUUGGAUGUUGAACCGGAAGACGAAGAAGAUGAAGAGGAGGAGGAGGAGGAAGACGAGGGCGAUGAAUCCAUUGAAGGGGACGAUCGCGCGAACCGUAGAACCACCGUGGAACGAAGACACCAUCGAAUGGCUUCCGACUUAUCGAUCAUCGAAUCCUCCGCCGAGAUGCUCUACGGUCUUAUCCAUCAGCGCUUCAUCUGUUCGCGCGCCGGUAUACAGCAAAUGUCCGAAAAGUAUGAGCUAGGGCACUUUGGCGUCUGCCCUCGAACAUUCUGCGAAGGCGUGCGCACCUUACCCGUUGGUCUUUCCGAUGUCCCAGGUGAUGAUACAGUGAAACUUUUCUGCCCUUCUUGCUUGGAUGUUUAUGUCCCACCAAACUCUAGAUUUCAAACGGUGGACGGCGCAUUUUUUGGUCGAACCUUCGGGGCCCUAUUCCUACUUACAUUUCCAGAUUACGAUAUCAGCAAAAAGGGCGCAGAAACUCUUGCCCACGGAUCUCGAAGCACUGCAGGGGGCGGAGAUGAGGAAAAGGAGAAGAUAAAUGGCAUGAAUGUACAGAAUUUGGGACCUGGGCUAGGCAGAGGCAAGAUGUACGAGCCCAAAAUCUUUGGAUUCAAGGUGUCGGAACGAGCAAGAAGUGGGCCGAGAAUGAAAUGGUUACGUAAUCGACCACUUGAUAUUAGGGAGCUGGACGAAGCUACAAUCUAUGGUGCGGCAGAAGAAAGCGAGGAUGACAUGGAGAACAACGGGGUACGUACACAACCACGAUCGACGGGAUUGAGAGCCCAGCAAAAAGACCAACGCCCUAAUGGUGGUGGUAGUCCCAUGUCAAUUGAAGCCAAUUAAACAUGGCUCAGGGCCUUAAGCAUUGAAGAUAUAUUCGCGAUUCAAUUCAUUGCAGGCGUUCCUAGGUGUUGGGAUUGGCAAUACUUAAAGGGCUCGUAUGGUCAAGUUAGAGGGUUGGGUGGCUUCGUUCUUCCAUUAUAACGAAAGUAAAUCAUGCAUUUCAUGAUGGUUUGAUUGAUGAGUGAUGUGGGCGUAGAUCUCUAAUUCUCAUGGCCUGCAUGGUAGGAUGUGAAAUCAAUAAAAGAUGUUUGUCAGAAGGCUUUAGUCGCGUAGAGCAAGUUGACACUGGACGGUCAAUUUUUACAUGCUGAUGGUAAGUGUGUUCUUCACAGAAAUUUCAACUUGAUUACAUUCC
Molecule: messenger RNA, 1955 nt
Organism: Hymenoscyphus albidus
Lineage: Eukaryota; Fungi; Ascomycota; Leotiomycetes; Helotiales; Helotiaceae
Source: the annotation of a GenBank genome assembly